AUGGCAAGGACGUCGCCCAACAUCAUCAUCACGGGGACGCCGGGCGUGGGCAAGACGACGCACUGCGAGGUGCUGGCGGGGAAGACGGGGCUGCGGCACCUGUCGGUCAACCAGGUGGUCAAGGAGCGCGAGUGCCACGAGGGCUGGGACGACGAGUACCAGAGCUGGAUCGUCGACGAGGACAAGCUGCUGGAUGCGAUAGAGGACGAGGUCAAGGCCGGCGGGUGCAUCAUUGACUGGCAUGCGUGCGACCUGUUUCCCAAGAGCUGGAUUGAUCUGGUUGUUGUGCUGAGGGUGGACUCGACGACGCUGUUUGAUCGGCUUACGGAGAGGAAAUACCCCGAGGUCAAGCUGCAGGAGAACCUGGACUCUGAGAUCAUGGAGGUGCUGCUGCAGGAGGCGCGGGACUCGUACGACGAGGAGAUAGUCGUGGAGCUGAGCAGCAACACGAGCGAGGAGAUGGAGGCCAACGUCGAGCGCAUCGAGCAGUGGCUAAGACAGUGGAAGGAGGACAACAAGCCCGAGACUUGA
Molecule: messenger RNA, 531 nt
Organism: Phaeoacremonium minimum UCRPA7
Lineage: Eukaryota; Fungi; Ascomycota; Sordariomycetes; Togniniales; Togniniaceae
Product: putative pos9-activating factor fap7 protein
Exons: 3
Coding region: 1-531 (176 amino acids)
Cellular component (GO): cytoplasm; nucleus
Molecular function (GO): AMP kinase activity; ATP hydrolysis activity; ATP binding
Source: RefSeq, a predicted model, not a curated record